AUGUCGCACAACGACACUGACAUCGAUUCAACGGCCAAUUCAGCACCGGAUCUUCAGAUCUUGGGCGAUGAAGUCACAUUACAGCCCAGUGGCUUUGUUGAGCCGUCCAAGAAAAUCCCCGAAGGCAAGGAGGAGGCUUUGAUGGACAAGUUUGCCUCAUUCCGUUCUGAGCCUCUCCAAUUUCUCCGUGAAGUGUCUCUCUACGUGUCUGGUCAGGGAUGGCGUGCCUACGACAAUGUUAUCGGUCAACCAGUCUUUUACUCCGGAUUCUCAGAGAACAUGAAGAACAUGGUUCUCUCAGCCCCUCUUCUUCAGCAAAGGAUCAGUCAGCUAGCCGAGCAUCGCGUGGCUAUUGAAGAACGUGAUGGUCUGCUGCCGAAAGAUAGUAAAGACUAUGGCGCUAAGCGUUCUCAACGGCUCAACGAGAUUGAGUCGGGACUUCAACAACUGGCCGACAAAUGGACAGAAGAUAUGAUUUGCAAGAUGGAAAGCAAAGCUUUUAUCCGGGGCGCUUAUUACUUAGCUACUCAGCUCCUGACACGCGCUUACCAUCAAGGCAUCCAUGUCUCCAGCGAAGAAGUCCUGCGGUUACGAAAGGUAGCUGAGGUGGCUGCCCAAAAGAAGCAGAGCAUCAUCUUUUUACCAAGCCAUCGUUCGCACGUCGAUUACGUCUCUCUGCAGCUCAUUUGCUACCGUCUAGGCCUUACACUACCGGUCGUAGUCGCGGGAGACAAUUUGAAUAUCCCUGUCUUGGGCGAAUUUCUACAACACGCUGGAGCCAUGUGGAUCCGAAGGGCAUUCGGUGACGAUGUCUUGUACACUACAUUGGUCCAGUCAUACAUCGAUACACUUCUCCAAGAAGGCUACAAUUUCGAGUGCUUCAUCGAAGGAGGUCGCUCGCGCACAGGGAAGCUAUUACCACCAAAAUUCGGCAUCCUCAGCUUCGUCCUUGAUAGUAUCUUAUCAGGUCGGGUUCAAGACGCCAUCAUUUGCCCUGUCAGUACACAGUACGACAAGGUUAUAGAGACAGAAGGUUAUGUCACAGAACUGCUUGGCAUGCCUAAGAAGAAGGAAAAUCUGGCAGACUUCUUAAGCGGGGGGUCGUCCGUUCUAUCCUUGCGUCUAGGUCGCGUUGAUGUUAGGUUUCACGAACCGUGGAGUUUACGAGGAUUUCUGGACGACCAGCUGUCAAAGCUUCCAAGCAUUCCUCGCGGGCUUGACACCGAUCACCAGCGCCCCGAAGUCCGAGCAGUACGCGAGAAGCUUUUGCGGACAAUGGGGUAUCAAGUGCUAAGCGACAUUAAUGAUGUGUCUGUUGUGAUGCCAACAGCUUUGAUAGGCACCGUUCUUCUGACAUUACGUGGUCGUGGAGUUGGUAAAGAAGAGUUGAAGCGUCGAGUUACAUGGCUCACAGAACGUGUGCGUGCAAAAGGUGGGCGCGUGGCACAUUUUGGAAACGCACCUCUAACCGAAAUCAUCGAGCGCGGCCUUGAAGUGCUUGGCAAAGAUCUUAUUGGUAUGAUCGAUGGUCUUGCCGAGCCAACUUAUUAUGCCGUUGACCGCUUUCAACUAUCCUUCUACCGCAACAUGACGAUUCAUCUCUUCAUUUAUGAAGCACUUGUCAGUGCUGCGAUGUACUCGCGAGUAAAGAGAGGCGGCGGCCCACAGAUGCAAGACAUGUCAUUCGAUGAGCUGAGGGAGCAGGUGUUCUUUCUCUCAUCUUUGUUCCGUGGCGAGUUUAUCUUCUCUAGCGAGGGUCUUGAUACAAACCUGGACAGGACUUUGCGAGGUCUGGAAGCAGACAAUGUCAUCAGAGUUGAUCGCGAUGCUGAAGGCAACGUUACCAUGGUUGGUCUUGCAGAGCAGGAAAGGAAAGCUGGUCGUGAAAACUACGAUUUCUACUGCUUUUUGAUCUGGCCUUUUGUCGAGGCAACUUGGCUGGCGGCUGUCUCUCUUAUGGGGCUCACUCCUCCUUUGGGACAGAAUGAGGAUACGUGGAUUGAGCAAAGCAAGACACACAACAGUGCCCAAUUGCUCGGCAAAACACUCUACCACCAGGGUGACCUCUCGUACUUUGAGGCUGUUAAUAAGGAAACUUUGAAGAACUCGUAUAUGCGUUUCGAGCAAGACCAACUACUUCACGUUGUAAAAUCCAAGGACUCCAAAAUCCCUCCACGUGUCCAGCUUGACAUCUCCUGGCGUACACCGCGUGAUCCAAAGACAGGCGCUCUACUUGCUGAAGGCAAAUUAUGGGACUUUACCGAGAAGAUUGCUAAGUCGCGGCGUGAAGGCAAGAAUCGCCGCGAUGGUGCCACAGUCAGUGGCCGCGUGCUUCGGCUUACGGACGAAUUGGGUCGCAAGCUUUGGGAGGAAACUGUUGAAGGUGAAAGAAGCGGAAAAGGCAAAGUGCCCAGCACACUAAGUAACGAGGAAAAGGAGGCUUUCGGUAAGAGUGUACGAGAAGGAAAGAAGAAGAGAGAGGAGAGGGCACGGGCUCAUCUCUGA
Fusarium pseudograminearum CS3096 is the source of this 2505-nucleotide messenger RNA. RefSeq lists its product as uncharacterized. The transcript is spliced from 3 exons. The record is from RefSeq and is a predicted model, not a curated record. Gene Ontology annotation, cellular component: mitochondrial membrane. Bases 1 to 2505 code for a protein of 834 amino acids. Lineage: Eukaryota; Fungi; Ascomycota; Sordariomycetes; Hypocreales; Nectriaceae.